AAAGUUCCACGCUUUCUGAUGUAUUUGAAAUAAUAUUGAGAACAAGCACCUGGAUGUUUAUUCGAUAACUUGUGAGUGUAGACGAAAGCGACACACGCUUUUAUUCUUCGCUUGGAACAGUAAUCAUCCCAGUCACAUUGGGAACGACACGUGUAGGCGUGAAGCCACGUUUUCCGGAGUCAUCUGUAUCCCGAUGCGCAUAUGAUGAGAAUCCCGCUCCCUAAGUUUUAGUGUGUUUAAGUUACAGUAGCAGCUGAUUUCUCCAUUUCCAUUUGGACAUUUUGGGUAGGCUAACUACAAUGACGGACGCUGAUACUGCAGCAAGGUCCUUGGGGCCGGUCUCAAACGGUGACCGCUCAGACAAACUAGCCGGCGAGGAGGGAUCUGAAGAAAGUCAAGAGAGCCGGACUCUGUUAAUGGUCGCAAUGAUUCUGCUGGACUUAAAUCAGUGUAUCCCGAGCGGCAUCAGCGGCAAAUGCAUAGUGAACAGUGAUGCGAACAAUCCACCCGGCGUGAAGGAAACCCGGGAGAAAUGCAGACAGAGCGCGAGCAGGGGGAAAAGGACACGGAACCGCGACAGACUGCGUGCAUCCGCUGAGAAGAGACACUGCUGUCCCUAUGCUGGCUGUGGGAAAAUAUAUGGCAAAUCGUCCCACCUUAAGGCGCACUUCAGAGUACACACCGGUGAGAGGCCCUUUCAGUGUACCUGGCCAGGCUGCGCAAAGAAAUUCUCGCGGUCGGAUGAACUGACGCGACAUUUUCGCACGCACACCGGGGAGAAGCGCUUCAUGUGCCCGCUCUGCGACAAAUGCUUCAUGCGAAGCGAUCACCUCACCAAGCACGCCCGCAGACACGUCGGCUUCCACCCCAGCAUGCUCCAGGGUCCCGCCGGGCGAAGACGACACUCUUCAACGUCCACAUCGUCCUCUGGCUCCAGCGAUCACGUGUCUGCUGGUGUUUGAGCAACCAUGUGACCCCCCCACUGCACAUUUUGGAUGUCUCUCUUUCCUGAGGCUCAGAUCUUGGAGCUUCAGGUGUUACAUAAUGGAGACAUACAAAAUAUGCUGUGCUGGAGUUCUCCAUGGACUUCUCAAUGGAAUGGACAGAAAUCAUCAGAUUUAGGCAGAAACAAUGAACAUUUACUCUGAGGAUUAUUUCAAAUAUAUAGGGGUAUUUAUAUCACAUAUCACAAAUAUGACAUUGAUUUCAAUACAGAGGAGCCAGGGGAUUUAUUAGACACCCACUGUGACAAAGGGAAGUAAACAUAUUCUGAACAAUGAAACUAUAUUAUGCGUGCUGAAACCAAGACACAUUUUAUUGAUCACUUUGAAGUGUCAAAUUUUGCAGUUAUUGGAAGUGGGUUUUUAAAUAGUCGCUAUGAAUGUUUUUGGUUCUUUUGUGUUGUUUACGGUGACAGCGGUUGACUUCAGUGUUGAAGAUGGUAUUUGUAUGAUAUUAAAAUAGAUGGGUACUUAUGAGAUUAACUUUGCAUUGUGUUAGGUUUUACGCACACAAACAAGCUUUUGUGUGUUUUUUUUUUUAACAAUCGUAAUUGCAUCUUCUAUUCAGUUAUGCAAAAUAAUGUAACUUAUUUCAUGUACAGCAUUGAAAAUUCUCUUUAUUGAGAACACUUUUAUUAUUUAUUUUUUAACCUUUUUUUUAUCAGCCUUCACAAGUGAUGUAGUGAGACUUAACAGAAGUUCACUCAUUAAUAGUUUAGCACCGCCAUCUAUAGGUGUGUUAUGGGAAAACAAACUAAAAGCUGUGCCUUAGAUCCAUGACUGCACAGCUGAAAAAGACAGAACAAAGAUUGUGUAUUUCUCCCACUACCUAUGGUUUUAUUAGCAGCCUGUAGUAUUUACAAUCAAUCAGUGAACCUGAAUAACAUAGUCUUUUAUUAGUUUUGUGAAUGGGUUUUUCAUUUUCAUACAAGUUGACUUCAGAAGUCUUUCCACUGUUCAGCUGUUUACUUGAAAUACUCAAUGUAAUUUGAAUCUAGAUUUAGUUUGAAUCUACCGUAAUGAUCAGCCAUUGUGCUUUAAAAGACACAAGCACAAACUGAAUUUUACAUGUGAAUCAACAAUCAAUGCAUCUAUUGGAUCUUUAUUCAAUAACAAUUGUAUAGAUUUUUAUAUUUUGUGUUAUGAUAACAGAUCAACAGAUGUUUGGCUUUUAUUGUCACAUAGUAUCUGUGCUAAUUUAUUGUUCAGCUGUUCCAUAUGUUUAGUAGGUUGUGAGCCUGAAUUCAAGAAGCAGGUUAUUUGAAACAUACUGUCAUUGUAUCAACCUGUGCCUUGUUUUGAGCUUAAGAACUCUUAGAUUGCAGAAUGUAAUUAGCAAGUUACUGAGAAGUACUUUGCUGUAAUUUACAAAACUCUUCUCAGUUGUGUAGUGUGAAUGCAAGUGUUGUGAUGUGUAUAUCUGUGUCUUACAGACCUUACAGGCCACUAGUGUUGUACAUAUAUGUGCUGUACUUUUCCAUCAGUAUCAUUUAUGCAACAUUCAACUGCUUUCAUAACCUAUAAAUUAUGUAUGUAGAGGAUUAAUUAAAACAAAGAAAAGUU
Messenger RNA from Sinocyclocheilus anshuiensis, 2564 nucleotides. RefSeq names its product Krueppel-like factor 9. Gene Ontology annotation, biological process: regulation of transcription by RNA polymerase II. Gene Ontology annotation, molecular function: DNA-binding transcription factor activity, RNA polymerase II-specific; RNA polymerase II cis-regulatory region sequence-specific DNA binding. The transcript has 2 exons. The coding region runs from base 300 to 962 and encodes 220 amino acids. The record is from RefSeq and is a predicted model, not a curated record. Lineage: Eukaryota; Metazoa; Chordata; Actinopteri; Cypriniformes; Cyprinidae.